Echinococcus granulosus is the source of this 1269-nucleotide messenger RNA. Its product is annotated as Liprin-beta-1. The transcript is spliced from 7 exons. Gene Ontology annotation, cellular component: presynaptic active zone. Gene Ontology annotation, molecular function: protein binding. The coding region runs from base 1 to 1269 and encodes 422 amino acids. Gene Ontology annotation, biological process: neuromuscular junction development. The record is from RefSeq and is a predicted model, not a curated record. NCBI's taxonomy places the organism in Eukaryota, Metazoa, Platyhelminthes, Cestoda, Cyclophyllidea, Taeniidae.
AUGGUGUUGGUAGUUGCCAUGGCAGAAAAAAAGCACAGGUUAACAAUUCCUGGAUUAGAAUCUAGGUCCGUUGAGACCACUUCACCUGAAGAAACUCCUGAUCCACGUCAGCUUACGCACAACACGAGACAUGAUGGCAACACGCGAAACCGCAUUCCUGCCUGGCAUUUCACCUCAUCCGGGUUUCGACGUUUCCAUUAUUCCAGUGCAUUUGGCAGACGUCAGUGGUUUCUGCCUCUUCAUUCACUGAUUAAAACUCAACAGUUUGUGCUAUCGUGUCGUGGGAAAUCUUGGAUUUCCUUCCUCUUCUUACCGCCACCUUCACUUCCAGCCUGGCUCGACGACAUCGGUCUUCCAAUGUACAAGCCCAGAUUUGAAGCCGAACUUAUCGAUGCCUACCUUCUGCACGAACUCACUCUGUCGGAGCUUCAAACACUGGGAGUGAAUAGUGAGUUGCACAUGGUCUCUUUGCGACGAGGCCUCCAGCUCAUGCGUCAGCUCAACUUUGACCUCACUCGUCUUUGUCGAUGUCCAAUCAGCACCAGUUGCUCUGCUCUGCCACGGAGUUGCAACAAUGGUACUACUGAUGACCUCUCACAAAGAUCUCUCGAAGUUCCCGCAUUUAUGAUGGAAUCGGCGCAUUCCACCCCUGCCCUCCGGCUGGCACAGCCACCUACCUUGAAAUCACCCUUAAGCGCCCCUCGGGAAAAUACGCUAUCGCAGGAUCCCACCUCGACCUGCCGUUCGCCUUCCCUCUCCUCCUCUUUGCCACCUCCGUCCUCUCUCGCCUUAUGGACCUUGCAUCGGGUGGAGGCCUGGCUCUGCGAAAUCGAACUGCUCGAAUAUGCUUCGGGCCUUCGUAGCAGUGGCCUUCAUGGCGCUCUUUUACUCUACGAGGACCGUUUCACGGUGGAGACACUCGCAGCUCUGCUCGACAUAGGGCCAGAGCGUACGCUACUACGUCGCCACCUGUCGGCAGAGUUUGCCAACCUCCUCGAUUCUUCCCUCUGCCACCGCAAACAGUGCUCUACCGACGACAUGACCACUACCGUGCCUGCCCUCAACCCCUCCACUAAACUCAAGGUGAAUUGGCUCGAGUUACUUCCAUCUUUUGCUAUAAGGCAUAUGAACAUGAAAAUUGCUUUAUUACAGGGUACAGAGAGAAAUGGAGAAGAUUAUGGAUUGACACCUGCUAUUAAACCCGAGAUCAUUCAGCCACGUAGGCCUCAUCUUCAUUGCGGCGUCGUUCGCGACGCCUUCGGUGGUUAA